Molecule: messenger RNA, 903 nt
Organism: Cutaneotrichosporon cavernicola
Lineage: Eukaryota; Fungi; Basidiomycota; Tremellomycetes; Trichosporonales; Trichosporonaceae
Exons: 3
Coding region: 1-903 (300 amino acids)
Source: RefSeq, a predicted model, not a curated record
AUGACGAAUUUGUCGAUCGUAAGUCCUUGUCGCCUUGAAUCACGGGCCUACCUUCAUUUCCUCCUCCUCUCUUUACCUCAAAACAUGUUUGCCCUCUUUUACCUCGUCUCAUUCGUCUUGGCUGCGCUCGCGCUCGCCGCCCCGGUCCCCCACGCCAAGCGCUUUGAUGGCAAGGCAACCUACUACGAAGCUGGUCUCGGCGCUUGUGGCGGCGUUAACACUGGCGCCGACAAGAUUGUCGCCCUUAAUGCACAGCAGUGGGACGGCGGUGCCCACUGUGGCAAGACGAUCACCAUCACCGAGGGAGGCAAGUCGGCCCAGGCGACCAUUGUCGAUCUCUGCCCCGGCUGCCCCUACGGCGCUCUCGACCUCAGCGAGAGCCUUUUCACAAACUUCCACGACACGGGCAAGGGUGUGUUCCAGCUGAGCUGGACAUUCAACGACGGCUCUGGCGGCGGCGGUAACAGCGACCCCAAACCAGCUCCCGAGGAGCCUAAGCCUACCCCGACCCCGACUCCAGAGCCUACUCCGACUCCCGCCCCGGCCCCCGAACAGCCCAAGACGACUGAGACGCCCUCGAGCGCCUCAGAGACCCCAUCGUCCUCGGCCGAUUCUCCCUCGGUCAGCGUCAGCUCGGCCCCCGUGAUCUCGAGCUCGGUCCUCUCCUCGAUCCUUUCCAACUCGACGACUGUGUCAUCGACCCUCUCUACAAACUCGACCCUGCUCGCAUCGAGCACGGCCAACUCGACCGCCCUUCUCCCCACCCCAUCCACCGCCGCCCCGGUGAGCGCUGGCGACGCCGCCAUCAUCAACGACAGCCCAAACCCAGAGGGCACUCUUGCCGAUCUUGGCGGGCUGGUGGCCUCACUUGGCCGGAUCGUCGUCCUUGGUGCGACCGCUUAG